UCGCCAAGAUUUAAUAUGACACACAUUGUUUUUAACGGAGCAUGUAUGGCUUCUCCGCCCCAAUGACUCCCUCUUCUCCUCUUAUACUCGCGCUUCGCCUUCAUAAUUCAAUCCCUCCUCCGCGCUUCCACGUAUCAUUCUCGUCUGUCUCUCGCUCCAUGUCUCCAGCAAUGGAACCCCAAGAACGACCACAAGUGGAAGCGUCUGCGCCACGCAGCAACGACUUCUCCAGCGAUGGGGUUGCUCACAAAUCCAAAGUCACUGUCGUCGGUAGCGGAAACUGGGGCAGUGUGGCUGCAAAGCUCCUUGCCUCCAACACCCUUAGGCUCGGCUCUUUCCAUGAUGAAGUGAGGAUGUGGGUGUACGAGGAAACAUUAACAAGUGGUGCGAAGCUCACAGAUGUCAUCAACAGUAUCAAUGAAAAUGUUAAAUAUCUCCCUGGUGUCAAGCUCGGAAAAAAUGUUGUUGCGGAUCCAGACCUUGAAAAUGCAGUGAAGGAUGCGAACAUGUUGGUUUUUGUCACCCCGCAUCAAUUUAUGGAGGGAAUAUGUAGGAAGCUUGUUGGGAAAAUAAAGAGUAAUGUGGAGGCUAUUUCCCUUAUAAAAGGAAUGGAGGUCAAAAUGGAAGGCCCCUGCAUGAUCUCUUCUCUCAUCUCCCAGCAAUUGGGGAUUAAUUGUUGUGUCCUAAUGGGGGCCAACAUCGCCAACGAGAUUGCCAUGGAGAAGUUCAGCGAAGCAACAGUUGGAUACAGAGAGAACAGGCAGAUUGCAAAUAAAUGGGUUCAACUGUUUAGUACUCCCUAUUUCCUGGUCACAGCUGUUCAAGAUGUGGAAGGGGUAGAACUAUGCGGUACCCUGAAAAAUGUUGUGGCCUUAGCAGCAGGUUUUGUGGAUGGCUUAGAGAUGGGUAAUAACACAAAAGCCGCAAUCAUGAGAAUUGGUCUGAGAGAGAUGAAGGCAUUUUCCAAGUUGUUGUUUUCAUCUGUUAAGGAUACCACCUUCUUUGAGAGCUGUGGUGUAGCCGACCUGAUCACAACUUGCUUGGGCGGAAGAAACAGAAAAGUUGCAGAAGCUUUUGCAAAGAAUGGAGGGAAAAGGUCAUUUGAUGAGCUUGAAGCAGAGAUGCUGCAGGGCCAGAAAUUACAGGGUGUCUCAACAGCUAGGGAGGUUUAUGAGGUUUUAAGUCACCGUGGAUGGCUAGAGUUGUUUCCGCUUUUUGCAACGGUGCAUGAGAUUUGCAUUGGUCAUCUUCCACCAUCAGCCAUAGUCGAACAUAGUGAGCGCAGAGCCAGAUUGUCUCUACUAGAUGGCUCUGCCACCCAAUACUGCUGACUGUACGUUGUAUUCAACAAUAUAUUUCACAAACAGAAUUUAUAACAGAAGUUUUGUUCAGUUAUACAUCAAGCUCGAAAGGGGGUGAAACUUGAACAAGCUAAAAGAUUAUGCCGGGGCAACAAAAGGCUUCACUGUUUCAGUUUGGGAUCAGAAUGUCAAGGAGCUUCAGGCUGUUUCCAUUGAAGAGUAGAAUUAACCACUUCCAAAUUUUCUAUCAUGUACUUUUCUUUUCUUUUUUGUUCCACUGUCUGGUACACGUGAAUUGUACUGAUUAUAUGUCAUGCAGAAUGUGUUGUCACGAAA
This is a messenger RNA of Carya illinoinensis, 1637 nucleotides long. Its product is annotated as glycerol-3-phosphate dehydrogenase [NAD(+)]-like. Bases 42 to 1331 code for a protein of 429 amino acids. Gene Ontology annotation, molecular function: glycerol-3-phosphate dehydrogenase [NAD(P)+] activity; protein homodimerization activity; NAD binding. NCBI's taxonomy places the organism in Eukaryota, Viridiplantae, Streptophyta, Magnoliopsida, Fagales, Juglandaceae. The record is from RefSeq and is a predicted model, not a curated record. The transcript has 11 exons. Gene Ontology annotation, biological process: carbohydrate metabolic process; glycerol-3-phosphate catabolic process. Gene Ontology annotation, cellular component: glycerol-3-phosphate dehydrogenase (FAD) complex; cytosol.